This is a messenger RNA of Dipodomys spectabilis (banner-tailed kangaroo rat), 1368 nucleotides long. RefSeq names its product 5-hydroxytryptamine receptor 3E-like. Gene Ontology annotation, biological process: nervous system process; signal transduction; monoatomic ion transmembrane transport. Gene Ontology annotation, cellular component: neuron projection; membrane; synapse. The transcript has 9 exons. Bases 1 to 1368 code for a protein of 455 amino acids. Gene Ontology annotation, molecular function: extracellular ligand-gated monoatomic ion channel activity; neurotransmitter receptor activity; transmembrane signaling receptor activity. The record is from RefSeq and is a predicted model, not a curated record. NCBI's taxonomy places the organism in Eukaryota, Metazoa, Chordata, Mammalia, Rodentia, Heteromyidae.
AUGGGAGGAAGCUGGCUCCCUAUGCAGAGAUUUCCCUUUUACCUUGCUCUCAGUCUUCUGCUUCAAGGAUGGGGCAGCGCUUAUACCAUCAACUGCUCAGGGUUUGGCCAGCAUGGGUUGGAUCCAACUGAUGUGCAUCCUGUGUUUGUUAGAAAGGCUUUGCCCAUCAUCACCUUCACUAACCCCGUCCAAGUCAACAUCUCCUUCACCAUAACUGCCAUCCUAGAUGUGGAUGAACAACUACAGCUCAUGUCAUCAUUCCUGUGGCUGGAAAUGGUCUGGGAUAAUCCAUUGAUGAGCUGGAACCCAGAGGAAUGUGAAGGCAUCACAAAAAUCAGUAUGGCAACCAAGAACCUGUGGCUCCCAGACAUUUUCAUCGUUGAACUCAUGGAUGUAGAUAAGACCCCAGAAGACCUCACUGCAUUUGUAAGUAAUAAAGGCCGCAUUAGGUAUAAGAAACCCAUGAAAGUGGCCAGUAUGUGUAACCUGGACAUCUUCUACUUCCCAUUUGAUCAGCAAAACUGCACACUCACCUUCAGCUCUUUUCUGUACACAGUGGAUAACAUGCUUCUGGGCAUGGAGAAAGAAGCAUGGGAAAUAGUAGAUGCAUCCCGGGAUGAUGUUCAGGCCAAAGGAGAAUGGGAACUUUUGGGCAUCAACAAGGCCACAUCAAAGACAUCCAUGGGCACCAACCUGUAUGAUCAGAUCACGUUCUAUGUGGCCAUCAGACGCAGGCCCAGGCGCUAUGUGGUACAUCUCCUGGUGCCCAGUGGCUUUCUAGUGGCCAUCGAUGCCCUCAGCUUCUACCUACCACCAGAAAAUGAGAAUCGUGCCCCAUUCAAGAUGACUCUCCUAUUGGGCUACAAUGUCUUCCUGCUUAUGAUGAAUGACUUACUCCCUGUCAGUGGCAUCCCUCUCAUCAGUAUCUACUUUGCCUUGUGUCUGUCCCUGAUGGUGGCCAGCCUGCUAGAGACCAUCUUCAUCACCUACCUGCUGCACCUAGCCACCACCCAGCCUCCGCCCAUGCCUCAGGGACUCCACACCCUGCUGUUGCACUGCUCAAGCCCUAGGAGAGGCUGCCCCUCCGGGCCCUGCCAGGGGAACCUGGAUCUGGGGCUCACUUCCACCAACCUGUCUGGCCUGAAAGAGCCAGUAGACCUGGUAAGGGCCAUGCCAAGCUCCAGAGAAGCAGGGCUAAAUGGUUGCCCCGAAUCAGCAAGGGCCCAGCAGGAACUUGCAGCCCAGAAGCAGCACUUGGUGGAGCUGUGGGUGCAAUUCAGCCACCUGAUGGACACCCUACUCUUCCGCCUCUACCUGCUCUUUAUAGCUUCCUUCAUCAUCACAGUCGUCAUCCUCUGGAACACCUAG